AGGCAGAGCCAUCUCCUCCUGUGUGCUUGCCUGAUGACCUCCUGUGGGUGGGGCUCCCCAAUACUGCCUGCCUGCCUGUGAAGGAGGCUUCUUCAGGUCCAUGCUCAGGCAGGCAUCAGGCUUGUAGAAAGGACCACUUCUCUUCACCACAAGGGAGCUAUCCCAGUGGGGCUCCUCAGGACACCUGAAGGGUGACACCUUCCAACUGCGUUCAAGAAACUGGCAGGAAAGCAACAGCGCUUCAGGUUGGCCCAGUUUCUUCCAUGGAUUGCAACUGUGGUUGCCACACAGGUAGCAGGGAGUGUGCCAGACAGGCAGACAGGCUGGCUGGCUGGCUGGACUAGGACUCCCCACUUGGCAGUUGCCACACUGUUGCAUUGGCUGAGUUCUGUAGCCCUACAGUGAGCAGGAAGGCAGCCCUCUGAAACGUGCUGUGCGCACUGGGGACAUGGAGUGACCCAGAACUCCUGGAGGAGAGAAGAGGCCAUGGGAGCGAGGCCCUCGCUGAGAAGUCUGUCCCCACAUCAUGGGAACCUGAGCCCCAGCUUCCCCUGUAUCUCACCAGCUGCCCUGCCCAACCCCGCCCAACCUUCCCCAUCAGAAGAGACCGUCCAAGGAGUUGCCUUCAGACCCUGCACGACAGAGUCCAGACUGGCUCCUGUGCCCUGCAUGGCUCGUGGGAGUUCAAGGGCUUCCUCCACUCCGACCUUCAAAGCAUCCUGGGGGAUGGGUCACAAGAGGACGGCCCUGAUUUCCUGCCUCUUGGUCCUCAUUGCUCUGCUGGUUGCUCUCAUCUUGCUGUUCUUGUUCUGGCGUUCAAAGACCGACAUCGUGUACAAGGAGCCGGCCGAGAGCUGCGGAGACCGCGCCGUGCGCUGUGAUGGGGUCGCCGACUGUUCCCAAGGGAGCGAUGAGCUGGACUGCGUGCGCUUCGGCUGGAACCGGUCCUUGCUCCAGGUCUACUCGGGGGUCCAGAAGCAGUGGCUGCCGGUGUGCAGCACCGACUGGACGGAGGACUUCUCCAGAAAGACUUGCCGGCAGCUCGGAUUCCUCAACGCCUCCCAAACGGAGUUCGUCCCCCUGACUUUCUCCGGGCCAAGCCUCGCCGCCGGAGCGAUGCACGCCACCAUCCAGCAGAGCCUCAACAGCUCACAGUGUGGCACUGGAAAAUAUGUUUCCCUCCGAUGUACAAGCUGUGGGCAAAGGAUAUCCGGCCGCAUUGUUGGUGGCAAUGACACAUCAGCCAGCAAAUGGCCUUGGCAAGUGAGCCUUCAAUAUGGGACAACUCACAUCUGUGGCGGGACCAUCAUCGAUCCUCAGUGGGUGCUCACCGCCGCUCACUGCUUCUUCAUGAACAGCGUGAAAAUCCUGGACGAGUGGAAGGUCUAUGCUGGAGCCUCUGACCUCAAGCGCCUGGCUACGGAGGGCAUCCCAGUUUCCCACAUCAUCAUCAAUGCCAACUACAGUGAUGAGCAUGACGACUAUGACAUUGCGCUGAUGAAACUCUCUAGGCCUUUGGCCCUCUCAGCUCAGGUCCGCCCAGCCUGCCUCCCCAUGUCUGGCCAGACAUUCCUUCCUGGGAGGACGUGCUUCAUCACGGGCUUUGGCAAGAUAAAUGAGAACGAAGAGAAUACGUCACCAAAGCUGCGGGAGGCAGAGGUGAAAAUCAUUGACUACAGACUCUGCAACAGCCAGCAUGUCUAUGACAGCUACCUGACCCCACGGAUGAUGUGUGCUGGGUAUUUGAGGGGAGGCAGAGACUCUUGCCAGGGUGACAGUGGUGGCCCCCUGGUCUGCCAGGACAGCAACCAUUGGUACCUGGCUGGUGUAACCAGCUGGGGGACUGGCUGUGGCCAGAGGAACAAGCCAGGUGUCUACACUCAGGUCACAAAGCUGCUUAGUUGGAUUUACAGCAAAAUGGAGAGCCAGACUGACUGAGAAAAGGAGAGCUCCCUCCACCCUCCAGUGCUGCAUUUGCGUUCCUGUGGGGGGCUUUCAUGGAGGCUGGCCUGAUGCACUUUCCUGCACUGGAGCCUUCUGGAUGACGACCGUGCGGCAAAGGACAACCGUUCUUUCCUUGCCCCCCGCACAGCCUUCUGGCACAUUUGGGCUGCUGUUGCCGUUGCUGUCACUGGGUCCUGGACUCUUGCUUGUGGGUCCUGGACUCUUGCUUGUGGGUCCUGGACUCUUGCUUGUGCUGCCAGGGACUGAUUCAGCUGCUGAGCAUCCUGGAGCAGAGGAGUGGGGGGGGCAGGGAAGAGACUUUGCUCUUUGGUGGAGAUGAUUCUGUUCCCCAGAGAAGCAAGUGAACUCAAGACUAGAACUGGGAUCAGGUUACAUUGGCCAGAAGGAAGCUGGCCACCUUCUCAGUGCUGAAGGUUGCCCAUUUGUGCUGUUUGGACCAGGAGUGGAUCAGCGAGGGCUUCCUCUUUGAAAUGGGGCCCCUUUUGCCUUUUAAGGCCACUUUGGCAGCAUCACAGAUCCUUGGAAGUUGGGGCCACCCUCUGAGCCCUCCCCCAUGGGAAGAACUUCAGCAGCCAGCUAAGAAAGGCAGCAGCUUCAGCUGUCUCCAUCCCUCCCCCUCUGGGGAACUGGGUCCCAUCUGUCUCUCUGGAUAGAGGAACUGAUAGUGCACCCCAGUCCCCCCAGUUGUGGUGCUCAGUUCUGGGACCAGCCUCUGCCCUGCAUUUCUCCCCCAUCCUGCCAAGCACUUCACCCCAGGAAGAGGAGCUGCCUCCUUGGCUGGCCCAGUGGCUUCCUGUGGGGCAACCCUAUUUGCAAAGUGAAGUGUUAGCAUUGGACUGCCUGAUAUUCAGGCCAUGGCCCCACCCUGAGGCCUCAGAUGGAGCCCUUUCCUCAGCUUGCACCUUCUGUACGUGAAGCAGGAGGUCGACCAACUCCGUGGUGGCCCCUCCCUUUGAGGCAGGCUAGGAAACUGCCCUCUUGUGGGGCAGAGAGUUUCUUAUCUGUGUCUGCUGCCAGUGGACAAGGGCCCAGCCCCCAUUUGGCUCCUGGCAAGAGGGCUGUUCUACCAUUUCCGUGCCAAAGUCGAUGGGGCUCUUCCAGCAGGAAUGGGCACAGCUGGUGUGUGGCGAGCUUCCCUUUGUGAGGGGGAGAUGUGAAGAGGAGCCGGCCUGAGCAGUGCGCCUGCCACAAGGCAGUGGGGGUGUCAGCGCUCAGUGGGGGCUCCUCAGACUAGAGGUAAAGAUGCCCCCUCCCCCCUCAAUAAAUCUUCAGAGUUGUUUAAAGAACCUCAUCAGUGUCUGAAUUCCCCCUGGGGACGCAUUGGUUCUGUGGCGUAUACACAUUUCAACAUGGUUGGGCCAUUAUGUCUUCUGAGAUCACAUUUCUGUAGCUCCAAGCUCAGACUUUUUCAGGUGUUUGGGGGAAAGGAGGUACGUGGUGAUUUUCUUGUGCAUCAAGGCCAGCACUGAGGGCUUGCCAGGGCGCAUCUGGAUGCUGGCAAGCAGAGCUUGAUGAGUAGCACCUGCAUCUGGCAAUCAGAGGUAGAUCUCCUGACUGUGGAUGCUCCACUUCAUUGUCAUGGGAAACGGCCAUUGACAGACCUCUCCUCCUCCUCCUCCUCAGAUCUGCCUGGUCCUUUUUUAAAGCUACCCAAGCUGGUGAUUGUUGCUACAUGGUGUGAUAAUGAAUUAUAUUA
Molecule: messenger RNA, 3661 nt
Organism: Rhineura floridana
Lineage: Eukaryota; Metazoa; Chordata; Lepidosauria; Squamata; Rhineuridae
Gene: TMPRSS13
Product: transmembrane serine protease 13
Exons: 13
Coding region: 487-1938 (483 amino acids)
Biological process (GO): proteolysis
Cellular component (GO): membrane
Molecular function (GO): serine-type endopeptidase activity; protein binding
Source: RefSeq, a predicted model, not a curated record